GUCCGGUGCGCCAGAGGUGUGUCAGAAAAAUGCCGUUUGUCUGCAGGAAUGCGCCGCGAGGAGCAACGCAGUGCAUCAAAUUCCCAAAUGAAAAUGAAGAGGCGGCCAUUUUUAAGCGUGACAACAGAAGCGAAUACUGCAACAAGACUGCAGCUCUGCUUACCUUUUAGCUUUGACAUGAUCGCAGCUUCUGGACAGGUGGCAGAAGAAUCUUGAUUGUCUAUACUUACUGUUUGUCCCCUGUUAUUGGAUGGCGACCAGUCCAGGGUGAACUACACACUUUUCUCCUUAAGUCAACCGGGACAAACUAAAGAUUGAAAAUUGUGCAAGUGUGUCUACUACUGUCGUCAAUAAGUGUCUUCCCCCCCCCCCUCAUGCGUUUGUUAUAAUUGAUCCUCAUGUGAACAAUCCAAGGCAUUGCCCCUCUGCCCCCUUGUGACCUUGAGAUAAAUGCUUUGCACUUAAUGAUUUGACUCUGCUAGUAAAAAUGAGAUCCACGGGGAGCGGAUGGCGUUCGCAUGCAGCCCGCACGCACGUCACAGUCCUGACAUCAGCACCGAGCUUAAAUACCCGCACAGAGUAGGAGCGUGUACACACAAGCAAGCGCACCUCCAUGCGGGAUAAAAACAGUUGAAGUGAGCAGCAAGUCGCACCUGACGCUCUUUCUGAUCUUUGUUGUUUGCUUUGUUUUGGGAUGAUCAAAAGUAAAAACUCUUUCGCCCGUUUGCUGUUGUUGUUCUUGUUUAUUUUUUCUAAAUGAUGAUCAACGACACCACGGCGUUGGACGCAAACGGUUCGGAGCCGGCUCUCUCUCUGGGUCACAACCACAGCGCGUUCCCCACGCUGAGGCUCGAAUCCCGGUCUCUGGUCACCUCGGCCACCAUGUUCGCCGUGGGCGUCCUGGGGAACGUGAUCGCCAUCGUGGUCCUGUGCGUGUCCAAGAAGGAGCAGAAGGAGACCACUUUUUACACACUGGUGUGCGGCAUGGCCAUCACGGACCUCCUGGGGACGUGUUUCACCAGCCCGGUGGUGAUCGCCACCUACGUGGCCAGCCGGUGGCCCGGCGGAGCGCUUCUUUGUCACUUUUUCUCCUUCUCCAUGCUCUUCUUUGGCUCGGCCGGCAUGUCCAUCCUGUGCGCCAUGGCCGUGGAGAGAUACCUGGCCAUUAACCACGCCUACUUCUACUCCCAGCACAUAGACAGGACCAUGGCGCGUUUCGCCCUCCUCGCGGUCUACCUGGCCAACAUGGUCCUGUGCGUCAUGCCCAGUUUCGGCUUCGGGCAGCAUGUUCGACACUUCCCGGGAACUUGGUGCUUUCUCGACUGGAGGGCGACGGAUCCUCUGGGUGCGUGCUACUCGUUCCUGUACGGCGGCGUGAUGUCACUGCUCAUCGCCGCCACUGUGCUGUGCAACUUGGCCGUGUGCAAGUCGCUGGUGGGCAUGAACCAGAGGACCGGGAUCGUUCGAGCCGAGCCGUGCGAGCAGGGCGGCUCCCGAAGACGCUUCCCACGGUUCCAGCCGGUGUCCUCGGCGGCGGAGAUUCAAAUGUUCUGGCUGCUCGUUUUUAUGACGAUCGUUUUCCUGGUGUGUUCCAUCCCUCUAGUGGUGAGAAUUUUCGUGAAUCAGCUUUACGACCCUGAUUAUAUUUCCGCCGGAGGGAAGCCCGACUACCGCAGCGACCUGUUGGCCAUUCGCUUCGCCUCCUUCAACCCCAUUUUGGACCCGUGGGUGUACAUCCUGUGCCGGAAAAACCUGCUUUUGAAGGGCUGCGGGAAGUUGAAGCGGGCGGUCACCCGUGUGAAAGAAAGCAGCGGAGAACAUCUCGGCUGGGUCGGAGGUCAGGACUCCCCUCCGUCUUUCAACACAAACGACACCAGCUACGCGUCGAUACGGCGGAAAGAUGCGGGGCAGCGAAUGGCCACCGAGGAAAAGCCUUCCUUCACUCACUUCGCCAUGAGACACGCCUGGGACUACGACACAGCUCGGGUCAACUUCCACCCGUUCAGCGUGGAAGCGAGCGCGAUGCCUAAAGACGAAAACAAAAUUGAGGCUGAUGCAAAGCAGCAGCAGAGCGAUUCGGUGGCGGCCUCGCCGGGACAGCCCACUUGUGCGCAUGUCAGGACAGGCGAGAUGGUCACAUGCACAUUUAGCACCCCGAGUUCCUGUCGGUCAGUCAAAUACCUCUAAUGCAGUGUUUUUCAUGCCUGCCCUUUACUGAGCCAAGGCAUAUAUAUUUUACAUUUGGAAAAAAAAAUGUCACGAAACGUCCAGCCAUUAUGAUGAUCUCAUCUCAUUUUGCAUGAUUGGCAAAAUGUGGGUAUGCCUUAUGUAUCGGCGGGCAUUUAUAUGUCACUGUAUGUUGCUGCCAUUGACAGAUAAAUCAUGAUAUAUUAUUUGUAGUAAAUACAAAGUUGAAGUGGAACAUUUUUCACGGCACUUCUGCUGAUCUCUGAUGACGCUCUGAGCCAUGGCACAGGGGUUGGGAAUUACUCCUAUCAUAAAUGUAUGAUUAAUAAUAACGGAUCUUUUGAAGAAGUCUUCUUUUGCAGCCUGCAUAAAGAGACCAUUCAUAGGACACGUUAUUAGGUAACUGUGCACAGGGACGAUAUCCAAGACAGAAGAUUUACAAAAAAAAAGAGAAAAAGUCUCGAGUAAUCCUCAUAAUAAUGCUCAGUUUUGAUCAACACUGCCUCAUAGUGACAGGGGUUUGAAAUAGUUUGCUUACGUUACUAAGAUGAGAAGAGCAAGCUAUCGACACGCAUCCCUGUACAAAAAAAGUGCAAUUUCGCAUCAAUAUUACUUAGCAUAUUUGAUUUCAUAUUGGUGUUCAAAUAUGAGGCUUAUGAUCUUGUGAAAGCUAAAUUUUUAAGAGACAGCACUUGAAUUGUAUUAGUGAAUGUGAAUGUUUUUCCUCAUGGUUUGGAAGAGAGGCUAGCACAGUUUACUUCUCAGUGAGCUUACAAUACAUUUACUCCAUGUGACAAAUAUGUACCGUUUUUACACUGCUUUUAUGUAGAAUCGAUUU
Molecule: messenger RNA, 3025 nt
Organism: Hippocampus comes (tiger tail seahorse)
Lineage: Eukaryota; Metazoa; Chordata; Actinopteri; Syngnathiformes; Syngnathidae
Gene: ptger4c
Product: prostaglandin E receptor 4 (subtype EP4) c
Exons: 2
Coding region: 757-2187 (476 amino acids)
Biological process (GO): adenylate cyclase-activating G protein-coupled receptor signaling pathway; inflammatory response; cellular response to prostaglandin E stimulus
Cellular component (GO): plasma membrane
Molecular function (GO): prostaglandin E receptor activity
Source: RefSeq, a predicted model, not a curated record